AUGUCCGUUUUCUACUCCCACGGCCCGGUUUCGAAGUUUCGAACCCGGCAGGUUCUGCGGGUUCAUCCGGGUAGCCGAUCUCCGGCCAAUGCCACCGUCCAUCCUUCCGAGGUCGCGCUCCUCAAUGAAUUUUGCAAACAAAUUGGUCUUAGAUCCGCUCUGAACUUCGUAAGUGAUGGAAAAGUAGUCAGAGAAGUAGGUAGAGGGUUCCAGAGAAAAGGACCAGAAAAAGCAAAAGCAGAUUUAGCAAAAGAGUGUUUAACACGAGUUAGGAAGAAGCGAGAACAAGAAGACGAUCGUAAACAGGCGCGUUUAGAUUCAAUUAAUAUAUCUGAUAAGUACUUAGGAAAUAAUUUAGAUUCAGACUUUUACAUAAAUGUGUAA
This is a messenger RNA of Helobdella robusta, 384 nucleotides long. RefSeq lists its product as hypothetical. The transcript is spliced from 2 exons. The record is from RefSeq and is a predicted model, not a curated record. Lineage: Eukaryota; Metazoa; Annelida; Clitellata; Rhynchobdellida; Glossiphoniidae. The coding region runs from base 1 to 384 and encodes 127 amino acids.